UUUGGAAAACGUGCAAAAUCAACAGCGAGUAAAUUGGGUUUAAAUUCAAUUUAAGUGAAGUUAAGUGAAAUUUAGUUGUUGAAAAGUGUACUGCUUCUUGUUGCUGAGUGCAUUUACAGCAUACAAGUAAAAUAUUUUGGUUUAGCUUCUGAGCAGGCGUGCCAAAAUGCCAGUAAUGUGCACCACCAACUGUGGCCGCAGGGCUUUCCUAAAGCGACCGAAAACGGGGGACACACUGUGCAAGGAGUGCUUCUUUUUGGCGUUUGAAACUGAAAUUCACAACACCAUUGAGCAGGGAAAGCUGUUUGAGCGUGGAAGUUUGGUAGCGAUUGCGGCAAGCGGUGGGAAGGACAGUACGGUGCUGGCACAUGUGAUGAAAACGUUGAACGAAAGGUACGACUAUGGGUUGAAGCUCGUGCUGUUGUCGAUCGACGAGGGCAUUUCCGGCUAUCGGGACGAUAGUUUGGAAACGGUGAAGAAAAAUCGAGACGAUUAUGGAAUGGAGCUGAAGAUUCUCGACUACGAAGAACUGUACGGUUGGACGAUGGACAGCAUAGUGGCAAAGAUAGGCAAAUCUAACAAUUGCACAUUUUGUGGAGUGUUCCGACGGCAGGCGCUGGAUCGGGGAGCGCACAUGAUGAAGGUUGCAUGCGUUGCGACGGGACACAAUGCGGAUGAUAUCGCUGAAACCGUUCUGAUGAACAUCUUGCGCGGUGAUGUGGCGCGUUUACGGCGAUGUUGCGACAUCAAAACUGGUGGUAACAGUCCGGACUCGAUACCGAGGGUCAAGCCGUUGAAGUAUUCGUACGAAAAGGAGAUUGUGAUGUACGCCCACUUCAAGAAGCUGGUUUACUUUUCAACUGAAUGUAUUUACGCUCCAAACGCGUAUCGUGGCCACGCGCGUGCCUUCCUGAAGGAUCUGGAAAAGGUACGGCCUUCGGCCAUCAUGGACAUCAUCCACUCGGGGGAGCAGCUCUCGUUCAAAACGGCCGUAAAGCUGCCUACGAAGGACGUCUGCAAGCAGUGUGGGUUUGUAUCGUCGCAGCAGCCCUGCAAAGCGUGUGUGCUGCUGGAGGGAUUGAACCGAGGUCUUCCGAAGCUCGGAAUAGGUAAGAGGUCGAAGGCGAAUCGAAUGAUUGCCGCUCAAGUGGAGGGUCAAAGCUUGCGAAUGAAUGCUAAUUUGGUGAAGAAUGACUUUUAAUAAAUUGUUUUGGUUGAAAACAUACG
This is a messenger RNA of Culex pipiens pallens (northern house mosquito), 1227 nucleotides long. RefSeq names its product cytoplasmic tRNA 2-thiolation protein 1 (gene Ctu1). The transcript has 2 exons. Gene Ontology annotation, molecular function: tRNA binding. NCBI's taxonomy places the organism in Eukaryota, Metazoa, Arthropoda, Insecta, Diptera, Culicidae. The record is from RefSeq and is a predicted model, not a curated record. The coding region runs from base 167 to 1201 and encodes 344 amino acids. Gene Ontology annotation, cellular component: cytosolic tRNA wobble base thiouridylase complex; mitochondrion. Gene Ontology annotation, biological process: tRNA wobble position uridine thiolation.